CCAGCAGAAGCAAAUUAAAGUGAAGAAGGAGCCUUAGCAUUUUGCCUGCAGUCGGAUCAAGCGCCCUCUUCUUUGGCUUUUAAAGGAACCAAACAAAGCGAGUGAUUUUAAAACGGGCAAUAUCAAGGCUACCACAGGUCUUUCCAGUCGUCAAGAGCCGAACGUACAUCAGGAUGGGUCGUUCCUCUAAAGACAAGCGGGACAUUUAUUACCGUCUGGCCAAAGAGGAGGGAUGGAGAGCAAGGAGUGCCUUUAAACUGCUGCAGCUCGACCAGGAGUUCAGCCUGUUCACAGGUGUGAACAGAGCGGUGGAUCUGUGCGCUGCACCCGGCAGCUGGAGUCAAGUCCUCAGUCGAAAACUCAGGGAGCGAGAAGAGAAGGCCGGGGGGGCUGAGGGGGUGAAGAUAGUGGCGGUGGACCUGCAGGCCAUGGCCCCUCUGCCAGGAGUCACUCAGAUUCAGGGGGACAUCACUAAGGUGUCAACGGCUCAGGAGAUCAUACGCCACUUUGAGGGGCAGCCAGCAGACCUGGUGGUGUGUGAUGGAGCUCCAGACGUAACGGGGCUUCACGACGUGGACGAGUACAUCCAAGCUCAGCUCCUGCUGGCCGCUCUAAACAUCACCACCCAUGUCCUGAAGCCUGGAGGGACGUUUGUAGCCAAGAUCUUCCGAGGUAAAGAUGUGACGCUACUGUACUCUCAGCUGAAGAUCUUCUUCAGCACAGUGACCUGUUCUAAGCCUCGUAGCAGCAGAAACUCCAGCAUUGAGGCGUUUGUUGUUUGUCAGAAUUACUGUCCCCCUGAGGGUUAUGUCCCCAACAUGUCCAACCCCCUGCUGGACCAGACUUAUGAUGUUGACUUUAACCAGCUGGAGGGUCCAAACCGUGUUAUUGUUCCGUUCUUGGCAUGUGGUGAUCUGAGCGCCUUCGACUCUGACAGAACCUACUCCCUGCAGAUUGAUGGUGGUAAACAGUACCAGUACACUCCCCCAACACAGCCACCUAUAUGCCCCCCUUACCAAGAGGCCUGCCAGCUUCGCAAAAACAAUCUGCUCUCUAGAGAGGAUGACUCAUCUGUCCGUCCCAAGGACAACCAAGACAAGGCCGAGACAGCUGUGUCCAGCUGACUUAACACUUGAAAACUGAAGUCAAAUGAUAAAAAUCUGGUUUAGUCUGGCUACACAGUCCAGGUGGUUUUAAAGUGAUUGCUUUUGUUUUGUGUCAUACAUAAAAAGGAAACUGUACAAACUGUUUGUUUGUGAACAAAUACAUUUUUACAGAUUAAAAUAACACAUUUUUAUUUCAACAGCAAUAAAACAGUUUUUAUUCCAA
Messenger RNA from Nothobranchius furzeri (turquoise killifish), 1329 nucleotides. RefSeq names its product FtsJ RNA 2'-O-methyltransferase 1 (gene ftsj1). Gene Ontology annotation, cellular component: cytoplasm. Lineage: Eukaryota; Metazoa; Chordata; Actinopteri; Cyprinodontiformes; Nothobranchiidae. Gene Ontology annotation, biological process: tRNA methylation; cytoplasmic translation. The record is from RefSeq and is a predicted model, not a curated record. Gene Ontology annotation, molecular function: tRNA methyltransferase activity.